CAAGUUAUAGUGAUAACUGAUUACAAUUACAUACUCUUUGUUAUUAUUCUUAAUUUUAAUAUUUUUUGUCCACAGACCACUGCCACAGACCAGCUGUUGUUUUCGUCGAUGAUGUUUGGUUAUCCUCCAAAAUUAAUCUUAUUACGUUGAGAGUAAUUAAUGUUAUCUUUUUGCAGUCUUUUAGUAAAUUAACGUGAUUACAUUACUGAUUAAUGAUAAAGUUUUACUGAUCGGUUGGUGAUCGGCACGGCAUUUGAUUGUUUUUUUAAAUACUUAGCUAAUUUGAAUAUUAACUUUGCAGACACAGGUUCACAGCCAUGAGUGAGCGGCCGCAGCCCCUGAAGGCUGUAAACAGGAUUUUUGAAGGGAAAGAGCCAUGGCAGAUUGUGACAAUGACUGCAUCAUCAGUGCUGGCUAUAGUUUGGGCACACAGCUUGUAUAAUGGAAGAGAGAGUGUCCCAGUGAGGUUACGGAAGGAAUUCUUCAGAUGGCUCCGACAAGUCCCCUUUGUGAGGAGGAAGAUAGAAGACAAGAUGUCAGAAAUAAAGAAAGGCUUCAAGAAAGACGUCGCGAAGCGUCUAGCUGGCGUGACAGUCUACAGGCAACUGCCCGAAGAUGGGUUCACAGCCGAGCAAGUGGCUGAGGAGAUCAGGCAACACCUUGUUUUGGGUGCUUACGACUGGAAAGGCGGCAACGUCUCCGGCGCAGUGUACCACGUCAACGAAGACAUCAGCAACGUGGCGUGCCAGGCCUACGCUGUCACCGCCUACACGAACCCGCUCCACGCGGACGUCUUCCCCGGCAUCAACAAGAUGGAGGCCGAGAUCGUCCGCAUCACUGUUAAUUUGUUCAACGGUGAUGAAGAGUGCUGUGGCACAGUAACCACGGGAGGUACAGAGUCCAUUAUGAUGGCAUGCAAAGCAUUCCGAGACCUGGCCUACAGUAAAGGCAUAACCAAUCCUCAGAUGGUCUUGCCUUCGACCGCACAUACGGCUUUCGACAAGGCAGCCCAGUAUCUAGGCAUUGGCAUAGUAACUGUGCCUGUAUCAUCUGACACUUAUACAGUUGACUUGGACGCUGUUCAGAGAGCUAUUGGAAGAAGGACAUGUAUGAUAGUAGGGUCGGCACCUAACUUUCCGUACGGCACGAUGGACGACAUAAAGGCGCUGUCAGACAUCGCAGUGGAGUACGACGUGCCCUUGCACGUGGACGCGUGUCUGGGGGGCUUCAUAGCCGCGUUCAUGCCGCGCGCCGGACACGACGUGCCUCUGUUCGACUUCAGGCUGCCCGGCGUCGCGAGCAUAUCCGCCGAUACACACAAGUAUGGUUACGCGCCGAAAGGCACCUCAGUCAUAGUGUACCGCAAGCCGGAGUACCGCCACUGUCAGUACACUGUCAGCACCGAGUGGCCGGGCGGCGUGUACGGCUCGCCCACUGUCAACGGCAGUCGCGCGGGCGGGCUGAUCGCGGCGUGCUGGGCCACGCUGAUGUUCGUGGGCCACUCACGCUACGUGGCGAUGGCGGACGAGGUCAUCAGCACCGCCAGAUACAUCGAAGCCGGGCUCCGCAAGAUCGAAGGCCUGUUCAUCUUCGGCAAGCCCGCGACUACGGUGGUGGCGUUUGGCUCCAAGCGCUUCGACAUCUUCAAGCUGGCGGACGAGCUGCACAAGAGGGGCUGGAGCCUCAACACGCUGCAGUUUCCAUCGGGGAUUCACAUCGCAGUAACGCACGCACACACACAGUCCGGGGUCGCGGACCGCUUUCUCGCAGACGUGCAGACUGCGACGAAGAUUUGUCUCAAGGAAGGCUCCGAGCCUGUACAGGGGAAGAUGGCGAUCUACGGCGUCGCACAGAGCAUACCCGAUCGGAGCCUGGUGUCCGACAUCACGAAACACUUUAUAGAUUCCAUGUAUUAUCUGCCCAAACCAGAAGACAACGAAGAGAAAAACUAGGUUUUAAAAUAUGAUUAGUUUAGUAAAUAAUAGGUACGACGUAUCAUAUGGGUUGUGUCGAAAUAGUGAUGAGUUUUCCGUAGGCGAAAAAAAUAUAGAUCACCUAAGAAUUGUUUGUCGUUUCCAUAUUAUGCGGAAAAAAUAUAUAACGAGCUGGUGCCCACGACUUCAUUAGUCAAAAGUAGCCUAUGUCGACAUCUGGGGUGCAAGCUAUUUAAAAAAUAGCUCUUUUAAAUAUUUGGUUGCUUUAUAAAGUAAAUAGAUUAAAAGUCUCGAUAUUUUAACAUUAUUUAGUAAGUAAACAUAAGUUUAUUUAAAGGAAUGUAUUCAUCUAUAAGACUUAAUGCUGUUUUUAUUAAGCUUUAAUUUUUACAAUAUUUAUUAAGUAUUACAUAUUAUUACGUAUACUUUGACCAGUCUCGACGCGUUUGAACACAUUUUUACAAUUGCCUUUAUUAACACUUCGUACGAACGUAACAUGUAAACUGCAUUCCAAAGUAAACCUCCAAUUAAAGUCUUCCAUGCAAGUUCACUCGAUCCAGAAGACUUGAAUCGUGUCAAACGGCCGGUAAUUGUAGUGAUUUUUAUUUUUAUUUUUUCCCUGCCAAUUUUAUUGUAUUUACUACUACAGAUAGAUAUAUAUCCUACCAUUAACUAUCAAUUAUUGGAAGAAUAGAUAAUGCUCUCAAACUGUAAUAUUCUAACAAGCAAGCUAAAGUACCCUUCCAAUUGCCUGUGUAAAUCCACUCGUUCAAAUUAACUCAAGUCGUGUCAACCGGCCUUGAAUAAAAUGAUUUGUCAUCAUUUUUGCAUAUAAGUAUAGUUCGCGACAAAUCGACAUGGCAAUCGGCGUAUGAGGCGA
Messenger RNA from Maniola jurtina (meadow brown), 2814 nucleotides. RefSeq names its product sphingosine-1-phosphate lyase (gene Sply). The coding region runs from base 318 to 1952 and encodes 544 amino acids. Gene Ontology annotation, biological process: sphingolipid catabolic process; carboxylic acid metabolic process. Gene Ontology annotation, molecular function: sphinganine-1-phosphate aldolase activity; pyridoxal phosphate binding. NCBI's taxonomy places the organism in Eukaryota, Metazoa, Arthropoda, Insecta, Lepidoptera, Nymphalidae. Gene Ontology annotation, cellular component: endoplasmic reticulum. The transcript has 12 exons. The record is from RefSeq and is a predicted model, not a curated record.